CAGAUCUAUCAAAAAUCUAAUUCAGAAUCAAAAAAUGUCCAGAAUCACACAAAUUUGCACCAAUACUCUCUGCAGCAAGCCCAGCAGCACAGAAAGACUAUCUGGCAACAAAAUAAUAUCUCGGUCUCCCCAGUCGAGAGUGAUAUUGAUAGUGAGAUGAAGUUGCCGAUCAACACCUACCAGGCCCCACAGCAGGAAAAUGAUGAAGAUGAGGAGUUUUGUCUGGCUGUAGAUGAAGAGAGCGGAAAAUUAAAUCAAUGGCAGGACAAUCAACCUAGCAGUCUGGGCUGUGAUGAGGCACUACCGUCAGAGGACCCAGGUUUUUACCUAAACAACAAUAUCAUCGACAUAGACAAUGCCGAUCAAGCUGAGACUUCUAUUUCAGAGGAUAAUAAGACUAAGAGAGUGGAACCACCAACAGAGCCCAACACGUUUGAUACACUGUAA
Molecule: messenger RNA, 447 nt
Organism: Protopolystoma xenopodis
Lineage: Eukaryota; Metazoa; Platyhelminthes; Monogenea; Polystomatidea; Polystomatidae
Source: the annotation of a GenBank genome assembly